Cyphellophora europaea CBS 101466 is the source of this 1218-nucleotide messenger RNA. RefSeq lists its product as uncharacterized. Lineage: Eukaryota; Fungi; Ascomycota; Eurotiomycetes; Chaetothyriales; Cyphellophoraceae. Gene Ontology annotation, biological process: DNA repair; DNA-templated DNA replication. The record is from RefSeq and is a predicted model, not a curated record. Gene Ontology annotation, cellular component: Ctf18 RFC-like complex; Elg1 RFC-like complex; Rad17 RFC-like complex. The transcript is spliced from 2 exons. Bases 1 to 1218 code for a protein of 405 amino acids. Gene Ontology annotation, molecular function: DNA clamp loader activity; ATP hydrolysis activity; DNA binding.
AUGUCGGACUUCGAGGAUGACAUGGAAGUGGACGCUCCCGCGGCCAAAGAUCCUGCCAUCCAAUUCAGUUCAGACAACACAGCAACCAAGGGCAAACGGAUAGCAGCAGAUCUUCCAGUAGAGGCAGAGGAUAAUCUACCAUGGGUUGAGAAAUACCGGCCGAAUACUCUUGAAGAUGUCUCUGGCCACCAAGACAUCAUAGCGACCAUCAAUCGCUUUGUCGGCCAAAAUCGAUUACCUCAUCUCCUUCUUUACGGGCCUCCGGGUACGGGGAAAACCUCGACGAUCCUCGCUCUUGCCAGACAAAUCUAUGGAGCCAAAAACAUGCGGCAGAUGGUGCUGGAGCUGAACGCGUCGGACGACCGUGGCAUCGAUGUCGUACGAGAGCAGAUUAAGACGUUUGCAUCAACCAGACAGAUAUUCUCUACUGUGUCUGCAACCCCAACGAAAUCUGGUCUGGGCGCUUUCAAGCUGAUCAUUCUUGACGAGGCAGAUGCCAUGACUUCAGCGGCGCAAAUGGCUCUGCGGAGGAUAAUGGAGAAGUAUACCGCCAACACCCGAUUCUGCAUCAUCGCCAACUACACACAUAAACUCACGCCUGCCUUACUAUCAAGAUGUACAAGAUUUCGAUUCUCUCCUCUGAAAGAGAACGACAUUCGAAGACUGGUCACGCAUGUCGUAGCUGCUGAGGCCAUCAAUAUUCAGCCAGAAGCCGUUGACUCGCUGGUCAAGCUGUCCAAGGGUGACAUGAGACGGGCGUUGAACGUACUACAAGCCUGCCAUGCUGGAUCUAGACCAUUGCCGAUCCGAGGUCAACCCCGUCCGAAAGAGUCUGACAUCAAAUACGAGCUCAUCACGGUUGACACAAUCUACAACUGCAUUGCGGCACCGAAUCCCGAGGACAUUCGCCUAAUCAUGACCACACUGCUGAGCACACCCGACGUCACAUCAUGCUUGACGACCGUCAACGCAAUCAAGCAGAGCCGGGGUCUCGCACUUGCAGACAUUCUGCCGGACCUCGCAGACCAGCUGAACAAGCUGGAAGUCAGCACGGCGACCAGGGUGAAGUGGCUCGAAGGCCUUGCAGAGAUCGAGUACCGACUAGCAGGAGGUGGGAGCGAAGGCGUGCAGACGGGUGGCAUGAUUGGCGUCAUGCGCUCGGGCGUUGAGCUCAUGGGUGACAAGGGCGUCAGUGCCGAGAAGAUGGCCCUGGAUUGA